Molecule: messenger RNA, 2936 nt
Organism: Lolium perenne
Lineage: Eukaryota; Viridiplantae; Streptophyta; Magnoliopsida; Poales; Poaceae
Product: pentatricopeptide repeat-containing protein At1g77405
Molecular function (GO): protein binding
Source: RefSeq, a predicted model, not a curated record
UGAGAUCCCGGAAAAAGAACUCCAAAACCGCAAUCAAUGUCCUCCUCCCCGUCCCCGUCGCCGUCCCGCCUCGUGCCGCAGCUCCUGGUGGCGCUCCUCCAGCGCCGCCGCUUCGACGCCACCCUCCGCCCGCGCGCCACCUUCCGCGGCUUCUGCCCGUCCUCCAUCGCCGCCUCGCUCGCCGCCAUCCCGCGCCUCCUCCUCCCGCGCUCCGCGGGCCGCCUCUGCCCGCAGCGCCCAUUCCCCUCCCCGUCCUCCUCCUACCACCGGCGCGUCGUCGCCGCUCUCACCCUCGCCUUCCUCAACUGGUCCCACUCCGGCGCCAACCCGCUCACCGAGGCCCCGCUCCGCGCCGCCGCGCUCUCCCUCGCCCGCGCCCACGCGCUCCCCGCGCUCUUCGGCCUCCUCCGCGCGCACGCGCCGCUCGUCUCCACGGCCGCGCUCACAGACGUCAUCCGCGUGCUCGGCGAGGAGGGCCUCCCGCGGCAGGCCCUCGCCGCCUUCCACCGCGCGCGCCAGCUCCGGUGCUCCCCGGACGCGCAGUGCUACAACACGUUAAUCGCGGCCCUGUGCCGGAACGGCCGGUUCCAGGAGGCCAGGUUCCUGCUCGACCAGAUGGAGCGCCCCGGCGCGCGCUGCAGGCCUGACCCCUACACGUACACGGUGCUCAUUUCCUGGUACUGCAAGAUCGGGGUGGGGACCGGGUGCCGGAAGGCCGCCAGGAGAAGGAUCUACGAGGCCGGGAGGCUGUUCCGGAGGAUGGGCGAGAAGGGGCUCCAGCCGGACGUGGUGACCUACAACUGCUAUAUCAAUGGCCUGUGCAAGACGUACCGGGUGGAGCGCGCGCACCAGGUGUUUGAUGAAAUGGUGAGCAAGGGGUGCACGCCGAACCGGGUUACGUAUAACUCGUUCGUGAGGUAUUAUAGUGCGGUGAAUCAGGUUGACAAGGCUGUUGAAUGGAUGAGGAAGAUGGUGGCAAGGGGGCACGGGGUGGCGACAUCAAGCACGUAUACGCCGCUUAUCCACUCACUAUAUGAGAGUGGGCGGGUUGGGGAUGCACGGCAGUUCAUGAUCGAGAUGGCGGAAAGUGGGCAUGUGCCCAGGGAACACACCUACAAGCUUGUCAAGGAUGCAAUUGAGGAGGCCGGUGAGGAGGCCUUGCCGGCAGACCUCUGUCGCUCCAUUGAUGAUGGCAUCAAGGAAAGAUUUCAGCAUGUCAUGCGGAUGAAGCCCAUAAUGAGACCAGUGACAAGAUUGUCCAGGACCAACAUUGAGCUUGUGCAAACUUAACACUUGAGAGGUUGAUCCUGCACACAGAAGGUUUUUGAUCGAGAUGUCCAAGGGCCGUGCUAAUGCCCUGUGAGCUGUUGAAGACUGACUGCGGAUGCUCUGGGUAGGCCCUGAGAGGACAUGAUGAUAUCAGGGAAAGCGCUGGGUUCAGCUUCGUUCCACUGUUAGAUAGGCAAUUCAAUAGUUGAAUGCUGUUUAUGCUCUUCGCUUGGUUCGGUGAUGAGAAUGAAACCCAAAACACCACCAAUCUACUCACAGGAUUAUUCGGAGGCAAAGAUGAAGUGGAUUUGUGGAAGGUGAAUAAUAUCUAUGAUUCUCUUCACAGUCAUAAGGUGUUUGAUGAAAUGGUUAGCAAGGGAUGCACAUCAAACCGGGAUACAUAUAACUCAUUUGUUAUGUAUUAUAGUGCGUUGAAAUGAGGUUGACAAGGCUGUUAAGUGGAUGAAAGAGAUGGUGGCAAGGCGGAAAGUGGGCAUCUUACCAGGGAACACACAUACAGGCUUGUGAAGGAUGCAAUUGAGGAGGCCAGUGAGGAGGCCUUGCCGGCAGACCUCUGUCACCCCGUUGAUGAUGGUAUCAAGGAAAGAUUUCAGCAUGUCAUGCGAAUGAAGCCCAUAAUGCGACCAGUGACAAUAUUAUCUUGGACCAACAUUGAGCUUGUGCAAACUUGACACAUGAGAGGUUAAUCCUGCAUGCAUAAAGAUUUUGAUUGAGAUGUCUAAGGGGUGUGAUAAUGCACGUGUAAGCUGUUGAAGACUGUGCCUAAGAGUGCUCUGGGUAGGAAGCUUUGCUGAAAGAGCCUUGCCCCUGUUACAUGAUGAGCUCAGGAAAAAAGCACCGCGAUGACAAUGAAGCCCAGAAUGCCACCAAUCAGUACCACAGGAUUGUUCUGAGGCAAAGAUGGAAUGGUUUGUGCAGAAGGUAAAUAAUGUCUGAGAUUCUUAUCAUUCUCAAAAUUGACGUGGGAAUAAUUUCUGCACGACAAGAUUGGUCAGUUGUUGUUUACAAGUAGUAGAACCUUUGUCACUGUACAUUUCUGGGAUAAUGUAUUUUGCAGUAUGACCAAAUAGAGAAAUUGCCCUUUUCUUAUCAUCAUUAUAUUUUUCAGUUUACAGUAUCAAGAAAUUUAUAAUAUACAUUUCAUAUUAUCUAACCCCCACCAAACAUUGUUAUUUCCCUUUUCCAUGUUCCUUGCUUUGUUUAUAUAUUAUAAGUUGACAUCAUAUUUAUCACGAGGAAUUGGUUUCUGUCGCUCAGGACUACACAUGUUCGAUUAUCAGAUUUGCCAGUAAUGGUGAGGGAAAUUUUGGGUUUUCUGUUCAUAAUUACAUAAAAAUACUGUAAUUCUUGGCUAUGGCACCAUUGGGAUAACAGCUAAAUUAGCAGUGCAUUCUCCAUUGCUAUAUAAUGUCUGAUAAUUUGGUGAAGAUGCUGCCCAUGAAGUGUAUAGCGUCUAUGCAAAUAAGAUGAAACAAACUGUAUGAAGGUCACACAUCCUUUACUAUACUGUGACGAAAAAGUCACUCCUAUAAAACAAAAGGGCUUACAAAGGUACCAUUUCUACAAAAAGAACUUCACACGUGAACUCGGAAUAUGAAUAACAACAAGGACCUCAAAAAUUAGUUUCUCAAAUUGCACACAACUUC